This is a messenger RNA of Ceraceosorus guamensis, 1631 nucleotides long. RefSeq lists its product as hypothetical. The transcript has 4 exons. Lineage: Eukaryota; Fungi; Basidiomycota; Exobasidiomycetes; Ceraceosorales; Ceraceosoraceae. Gene Ontology annotation, molecular function: RNA binding. The coding region runs from base 205 to 1314 and encodes 369 amino acids. The record is from RefSeq and is a predicted model, not a curated record.
CUCUCGUGGUGACGGACACCUCCAUCACCGCCCAGUCAGUCACGAUUCCUUCAUCGACUGUUUGACGGAAGCAAGGCUUGAGCCUCAGCUUAGCUUCGCUCCUUAUCAUCUCCGCUCGGUAUCGGCAUAGCGCCGCGGCUUGAUUCACCGGUCCUCACUGCACCUGGUCAUACGCUCUGGGGCGAACAAGGUGCGUGCGUCAUCAUGUCGCGCCGAACGAGCGGACCACAGAGCAACAGGCGCAUCUCUGCUGGAGCCAGGAGCGCACCUUACGCACGCCCUGACGCGGAAAGGAGAAGUAGCUCGCAAAAUCAGAAUCGCGGUGGUGCCAGAGAGAGUGAUGCGAACUGGGAACACGACCGGUACCAAGGGGAUGAGGCUAGCAAAGGAACCUUUCCGCCUACACAGCUUUCGAUCAGAGGCUACUCUGGCCCAACAUGGGUUCUCGUCUCUAAUCUGCUUUUGGGCACUUCAGCAGCCGAUGUCGAUUCGACCUUUCGUCAGUAUGGCAAGGUGCUGACUGUUCAAAAAAGGGAACCACCGGGACCGAACCACCCGAGCGUCGCGUACUACGUCGCUUUCAACGACAAUGCAGAGGCCAGAGAAGCGGUCAAGACUUUGGACAAAGCGUUAGCGGAUGGUAGAAUUUUGACAGUUGGACUUUGCGGACCUCCAAUAAGCUCGGCAAGUCGCAUGCUUGCCAAUGCAGGUGUGGGAAGAGCUGCCGAGCCUGCGCCACGAAUGCCUCAACAUCAGCAGCAAGACAGAAGCCGAUCGAUAGAGGGUAGUGCCAGAAGCGGUACCUCGCGCAACCAGAGUGGAAACAAUGCAAGCGCAGCGCGCCCGCCCACGGGACCUCGCAAUCCCGGCAAGGUGCAAGUGCAGGAUCAAGGAGGAAGGGGGGCAAAGGUUCAGGCAACCGGGUCCUUGUCUCAAAGAUUGAUGAAUGCUGGCGAGCUGAGAGCGUUGCAGAAAAAGCAAGCAUUGGACAAGAGGGCAGCGUUGAUUGCCAAAACUGGAGCAAGGACUGGCGUGGCGGGCAAAGGCAAGACUGCGAUCAUCCAAGCGACUCAAGGCCUGGGACCCCGCAAGGGUAAAGGAGGAGCCGCAUCGACAGGUCUUGGUAGUAGGAUUGCUCCAUUGUCUCUCGCGCAACGCUUGCAAGCAGAGGAUACUGCUUCGCAGAAAAAGGGCAAAGGCAAAGCCACUGUUGCCACCAUCACAAGUGGCGCUCCGCCUGCGCCAGGUCAAGCUGCGAGCACAAAAGCAAAGUCUCGACGCAAGAAGAAGGAGAAUACGAUGGAUGUCGAUUGAGAUGGGACAGCUGUGGCCGUGUUGUGUGAGGGCGGGGCACGAAGCAGCCCGACCGACGUGUACCUACACUGCGCAGCUGCGCGGGACUUCAUGAACGCUGCCACGACCGACGACGGCAAUUUUGGAAGCUCCGCCACCUGUGUCACCACCUCCGCAUCGCUUGUAUCUAGGUGACCCCGGCCUGCACAAAGGACUUUUACUUUGUUCUUUGUUCGCCACGAAGCAUCCCACUCUGGCAAUCUUUUCAUGGCUCGCUUCUUCACUGUCUGAUGCUCAGUUCUAGACACGACGGGUACGAUUCACUUGAAGCAGUGCAA